This is a messenger RNA of Patella vulgata (common limpet), 1910 nucleotides long. RefSeq names its product GPI mannosyltransferase 4. The coding region runs from base 59 to 1756 and encodes 565 amino acids. The transcript has 2 exons. The record is from RefSeq and is a predicted model, not a curated record. Lineage: Eukaryota; Metazoa; Mollusca; Gastropoda; Patellidae. Gene Ontology annotation, cellular component: endoplasmic reticulum membrane. Gene Ontology annotation, molecular function: alpha-1,2-mannosyltransferase activity. Gene Ontology annotation, biological process: GPI anchor biosynthetic process.
AAUAAAUAAAGUAAACAACCACACCGAAAAAAAUUAAACCUCUUCACAGACUGAAAUCAUGGGGAAUUUGUUAAUUGUUUUAAUUAUUUUGAGGUUUCUGUUGGUGCUUUCACCCCAGAUUGGUUAUAUCCACCCUGAUGAAUUUUUUCAGACUAUCGAAAUUGCAGCAGGUGAUAUUCUGAACACAGAUGUAUUUAGAGCUUGGGAGUUUAAUUCAACCAUGCCACUGAGGAGUAUUUCUUUUCCAUAUAUCAUUGGUGGACUGCCUUUUGUUGCGUUAAAAUACCUCCAAGACAAUUCAUACAUCAACAUCACUUCCUAUUGGCUGUUGGUACUACCACGAAUCUGGAUGACAGUACUGUCUCUAAUUACUGAUUAUUCUGUACAUGUCAUGAGUAAAACAUUUGAGUUCGAUUCCAACCUGGCAAUGAAAAUAUAUGCCAGUUCGUACAUUACUCUCGUGUACAUGACCAGAACUUUUUCAAAUUCAUUGGAAUCAGUUCUCUUGGCCGUAUUUUUUAUUGUACUUCUAAAAAUCACAGUGGUGCCAGAAAAUAAACGUAAGGAAAGCAAAUCCAAAAAUGAUCAAAAUCCACAUUUGAAACCAUUAUCAGAAUGUUCUGUUUUUUUCAUGGGAAUCUUAACAACUGUUGGUAUAUUUAAUAGACCCACAUACUUGUUAUUUCUUCUCUUACCUGCAGCAUUAUGGUUUUUAAUACUCAUCAAGCCAAUGUCGUUUCCAUUUGUCGUCAACCAUCUUUUAAAAAUUACGAUUAUGGGAGUACUAGGUGUCCUAAUUGCCUGCACUUUCUUUGUUGGUGUUGAUACGCAGUAUUAUCGACCGGAUACAAUUAAAAACAUUUUUUCUGAGUCAUCAUUAUGUAUGAACAAUGAUUUCAUUCAGAUGUUCCAUUGUUUUAAAGAUUUAUUUUUUACUUUAAUCAUUGCACCGUACAAUUUCCUGUUAUACAAUACCAAAAGUGAGAAUUUAGCCAAACACGGACUUCAUUCCCGAUUUCUGCACAUCUUGGUGAAUCUUCCAUUAUUAAUAGGACCUCUGAUUCUGCCGAUAUUUUACACUGUGAUUUCCAUGAUUUUAUCGGCUGUUCGAGAGAAAUUUAAGACAGAUAUAAGGAUUGUGUAUCUGGCAAUCGUGUUUAUAUCCCCUGUUUUGUUAUUAUCUAUUUUUGUACAUCAAGAACCAAGAUUUUUAAUUCCAAUUGUUCCUGUAGGUUGUGUCCUAGUUUCAGGAAUUCUCGGAACAAAGAAGGGAAGAAAGUUGUUAUGGAGUGUUUGGAUCGUCUUCAAUGUGCUCAUGACAUUAUUCUACGGAUAUUUGCAUCAAGGUGGCAUUGUUCCAUCCCUCCUGGAAGCCAACGAUGAAGUAGCAAUUUCCAAACAACCCACAGACCAUUAUUUAGUAUUUUAUAAAACAUAUAUGCCACCUAGAUAUUUGGUAACGUCUAACAGAAUUAAAGUAAUUGAUUUUGGAAGUUCUUCACUGAACGAAUUGUCUAAUACUAUACAUGAUUUACGAUCAAGAUCUGCUAAUAGUUCCAUUCAGGUUUUUGCACCUGCAACAGUAUUUGAUGAAUUAAAGCCACACCUGACCACAGAUUUCAAAAUGGAUCUAAUUUGUCCACAUCUAUCAACAGAAAAUCCACCUGACUUUAUGAAGAUCAUCAAAACAUUCGAUAAAAUUAACCAGCAUUUAUCAGAACUAUGCAUUCAUAUCAUUGUGUUAGGAAAAAACUAAAUAAUUCAAAAAUCCCCUGUCAACAGUGAAUAAUGCAAAAUGGUAUAACUUUCGGUUUGACUUGAUAUAAAGGAGGUAAUUCCAUUGAAUGAUGCCAAAAUUACUGAUAUGGAGGCAGACCACUAUUAAAUUUCACCAUCUCGGUACCUACAAA